AUGGAGACACAAGCGGCUCAGCGUAGCGCCUACAGUUUCUUUGACAGCUACGGGUACCUAUGGAGCCCGCAGCGUCCGCAGAGAGCAGCGGAGGAGAUGGAGCGACUGCGUGGCAGCAUUGAUGCUCCUGCCACACAGGUGCUAAGCGGCAUUUCGUUUGAGGACCGCGUCGCUAUCCGGGCUCUCUUCUACAUUGUCGUUGACGACACGAACCUGCGCAACCUUCUCGACGGUCUUCUUCUGCCGCCGCCGUACGCCUUCCUUGAUCUUCAUCAGAAGCGAUGGACGCAGGAGGAUGUGCGAGCUGUGUGCAUGGUGCUGAAUCCCUCGCUUGACUGGGUCGUCGUGAAUCUGCCCUUCAACCUGGCACUGCGGCUCGGCUCCUAUGACGCGCGACUUCGGGCAGCAGCGCGGCGGCUCUCCUGGAUUUUGUCGAUCCCAUUCUCCCUGGUGGAGCGCGAGGAGAACUCGCUCGCGCAAGUGCGCAUGACAAUGAGACGCGACGCCGCCGCUGAAGAGGCUGACGUGGCACGGCAGGAGGGCGUAUUAAAGAGCAAAGAGCAACAAAAACGAAGUCUGACGCGUGCUGCGACUAUCGGCGGCUUUUCUGUCCUUGGCGGCGUCGCCCUUCUCGUGACGGGCGGACUGGCCGCACCAGUUGUGGGUCCUGCGUACGCCGCACUCGUGACUGCCACUACAACGACUCUGGGUGUGAUCGGGGCGGUGGGUGGUGCCGUGCUCGGCACUGGGGCCUUGGCAACCAUCUUUUCGACCAUCGUCGGCGCCGCUACCCACGCCGCCGCUCUCGCCUCCGUUGUUACACCGGUGUUGACGGCCGCCAAUAUGACCGCCAUCUUCGGCGUGACAGGGGCAUCGCUAGGCGGCUACAAAGCGUUUCGCCGCACGAUGGACUCUGAUAUUUUCAUGCUACGCUCCGUGGACGAGGUCGAGACGUUUGAAACGGCGGCGGCACCGGCAGUGGCGGUGGUGACGACAGCGGAAGAAGAGGCUGAUCUCAACAAGGAGGUGGUGCACCGCCUUGCGUGCUCGCAUCAGACGGUGAAGAAAGGCAGCAGUACUACCGGCAUGUCCUGGGACUUCUCCUCGGUACUCGAGGACGACUCGAAACCCGGCAUCGUCGUCCCGUUGCACACGAGGAUGAUCGCCAUGUCACACGUCAGAAAUCUGUCGCCGGUGCAGAAGCGUCGCCGCCACGUCGUCUUCGCUGUGGAGAACAACCUCGACGGCUGUCAACUGCGUCUCAAAGCUAUCAAGCUGAUUUCUGGCGUCUGGGCAAUGGCUCCGCCGGCCUUCAUUGCGCCGGCACGGGCGGGUGUGUUCGCAUGCGUGAAUCGGUUUGCGCACCCCACCGGCGCCGGCUUCAUCGUCUGCUACGUGACCACGCCGUUGCCUGGCACCGCGAAACGGACGUCGCUGCGGAUUUGGGUGCGUGCUGGACGUGACUUCUUCGGCGUCUGGGCGCUGUGCGCGGCGUGCGAGAAGGCCGAUCUCGAGUUCGACCCGACAGUGGCCGAGAACUGGAUGGAGGAGCACCUGGGCAGCUCCGACUUUACGCGCCGCCAGCAGGGAGUGGCGCUUGAGAUGCAUGUGGAGCCGUACACGUACCUAAAACUGUACCCAGCGAGCGCCAGAGACGCGCUGCGGGCGCGCAAAGUGACGUUCCCGAAGGGGGAGUUGCCUCAGCGGCAGCUCGAGUACGGGCAUGACGUGAAGCAGCGGCGGAAGGUCGGUGUGUCGCUCGUGAACCGCUCCUCGCACGACGUCUUUACGCGCGACAUGGGCGUGUUAAACGGCGUGCAGUGGCCCGAGACGCCCUCGCCGGUCGGCGUGUACCCUGCUGAGGCGUCGCUGACGUACUUCACCAAUAGCGAGUGGAGCCUUGCAGGGGCGGAGGGGUACUACAUUGUAGAGGUGGUGAACCGAAACAGCAAGCCUAUCACGCCGCGCUUCUAUGUUCGAGUGCAGUUCGCGGUCAGCUCUCUCAACAGCGUGAAUGUGGCCUUUGCCUCCGCUUACAACCUUUCGGAGCUGACGCGCCAGUCCUUGACUCCCGCCGCGCCAAGCAGUGCACAGUUUUCGGUGGAUCUGCCGCCGGGGCUUUUCUUCUCUCUCACUUGCGUCGUCGACGUCGCGCACUUUUCGGUGCAGCUUGUGUUCCAGGACUUUGUGGAGCGGCUCGGUUGCGCAGGCGCGCCGGGCACGGAGAUGAUGACGCUCGCUAUCGGGGUGAGUGGCUACUCAGCCAUCUUCGACCCACGUCGACCGGUGCGAGAUCAACAGGUGGGUCUGUGGCAGUCGGUGCUGCGCCGUAGCGAGCUGCUCCGGUCAACGGAGUCGUACGUGCUGCAAUGGGAGGACAACUUCCUCGUGAAGUUUGGGGAGACGAUUCAUGUGAACCUGGAAAUUGCUGACAAGUUGAUGAUGAAGGCUGUGGGCACCGCGACGGAGAAAACGCUCAUGCAAGGCGCCAUCUUUACCGGCUUCCACGCCUUGUCGUCUCUUAUGGGCGCCUUUAAGCUGCCGCUUUUUGCUUUGUGGGCGACUGGCGUGAUCGACAACACCUUCGCGACGCUGUCGAACCGUUCUGCUUACACCGGCAAGGACUUGGCAGUCGCGUUGCUCGACAAGCAGCGCGGCAACCGCCCGGUGACGUUGGUCGGCUUCAGCUUCGGUUCUCUCGUGAUUGUAGAGUGCCUGCGAGAGCUGGAGAGGGUGGAGGCCUACGGUGUAGUUGAAAAUGUCUACCUGCUGGGCUGCACGUGCAGCUCCGACCCUAGGCUGUGGCGUUGUCUGCGCCGAGUCGUCGCGGGACGCCUCGUCAACGUCUACACACGCGAGGACUGGACGCUUUGGAUGAUGUACCGGCUGAAUAAGACCGACCUGAAACCGAUGGCCGGCAUCAACCCCAUCAACGUACCCGGCGUCGAGAACGUGGAUGUGACGCCGCUAGUCUCUGCGCACGGGGACUUCGCGGUGAAUCUGCUGCCGGUGCUGGAUGCUAUUCCACCCGAACCCACCGCGAUAACAUGGAGCCCGCGACAGCACCACGGGUCGCCGGGCGUGACGGUGCCUGUGAGGAAGUGCCGCAAGACGGUGGCGGCGGUCUGCAAGUCACUUCACUCGUACAUGACGGCCACAAACUACGUUGCCUUGGGGGUGAAAAACUGCGUCGUCUCUGACAUUCCACACUAUGAGCCGCAGGUGGAGUUACUCGCGGUGCAGGUCUACGGCUGCUUCUUCGACUUUAUGCCACCGCCGCUGACGGGCACCGGAAUGGCCUCCGUGGCGGGUUUAUUAGGGGACACCGAAAGGCCGAUGGGUGUCGUUGUUGCGUAUCGGAUGCGACUACCCGCGUCGUCGCCGCGAGACCUGCUGGUCGCGCUGUACCUCUGCAGCAGCGCAAAAAGGGAUUUGCAGGUGUGCGCGCAGCUGAACCUGGUGGAGCGGUGGUCUUCCGAUACAGAGACGGAGGGGCAGGCGUACCAGCGGCUCUGCACCAUCACUGCGGAGACGUGCCAAACGCUCGACGAUGUCAAGCGAAUGUGCUGCACCCACGGUGGCGAGUGGAAACUGAGCGGCGGCGCAGCACACCGACAGUCGAUUCUGGUGCCCGUUCCAAACACGUUCGAUGAUGCCCACGAAACGGCGAUCGUUCGGCUCGUGCUGGAGCGCCUGGACAGCGCCGGUGUUACGGCGACGUGGCUCGGGCUGCUGACCAGGGCAAGCACCAGGCUGCAGCAAGAGACAUUCGAUGAGGCACAGUUCCAGGCUGCCAUGGCCGCCAUCAACACUCGCCACCCACAUCACCAUGGCGACAGCAAUGGGAUGCAGUUGCCCGUGGUGGCCGAGACGUGCAGCACUGACAACCUGCAAGAGCGACUGCACUCCCUCGCGGCGCAGCUGCAGGAUCCUGCCAAGUACCCAUCUAACACGGCACCAUUUGUCCUCGUCAACUGCGGACUGUCGCCGCUUUACUUUUCGGAAGCCUUCCAUAACGCCGCCAAAGUCGCCGCGGUGCCGGACGUGCCGUCCUGUAUAUGGACGAUGCCGCAGUGGAUGCGGUUACCGCCGCCGGAGAUUCCACCCAGAUCGUUCGCUGUCGCGUUGCUGACGGUGCACGACGCUGAGCCUGGGGCGCACCCCACCGCGCUGCCGGUGCGGUACGAGACAACCAAUGGCCAAUGCGCGUUUGACGUAGAGUUUUCUGACAGAAUAUUCACCAACGGCGGGGCCCAAGGAGACGCCAACCUGGCAGUUGCUGUGCAUUGUACUCCAGUGGAAGGAAGACCUUACCUUGGUGACAUUACUCUUUCCACCACGACAAUCCAAACAACGCCAUUCAUCAUCAUCAUGAUGGUGCCUCGCACCGCCACGGAGGCCGCCGGAGACGCAGAGGAUACUCAAGACACAGCCGAAUCUCGCUUGCGUGCGCACGGCUGGUAUGUCAUGUAG
Molecule: messenger RNA, 4473 nt
Organism: Leishmania mexicana MHOM/GT/2001/U1103
Lineage: Eukaryota; Euglenozoa; Kinetoplastea; Trypanosomatida; Trypanosomatidae
Exons: 1
Coding region: 1-4473 (1490 amino acids)
Source: RefSeq, a predicted model, not a curated record